Cylas formicarius (sweet potato weevil) is the source of this 9443-nucleotide messenger RNA. RefSeq names its product kielin/chordin-like protein. The coding region runs from base 226 to 2271 and encodes 681 amino acids. NCBI's taxonomy places the organism in Eukaryota, Metazoa, Arthropoda, Insecta, Coleoptera, Brentidae. The record is from RefSeq and is a predicted model, not a curated record. The transcript has 11 exons. Gene Ontology annotation, molecular function: protein binding.
AGUCAGACACUUUGCCAGUGUCGGACGUUCGACAACUGCGAACAGAGCAAAGCAGUAGUUCGGAAUCAAUCGAGACCCUCAAUUCGAUAGUGCGAAUUUUUUAACGAUUUUGGCGCGAUUUGUGGUGAUAACGCGAUUUUAAUUUUUGGUGGGUGAUUUUUGUUGAACCGAUUCUGUUUAGGGUUUGCCUGCGGUAGCCUGAGGUGUUGAAAUAUAUUAUUACCCAUGGAAUUGAAAAUGCGACCCUGGAAUAUCACAAUUUUCCUGGUGUUGGCGAUAUCCUUAACCGCUGCAUUUACAUUAGAGGGCAAGAGAGCGGCAUGUUCAAACGAAGGAGAACCAGUGACUUUGGGCAGAAUUAUCGAUAGACAAAAAUGUUUUUCCUGCAUAUGUAAGAAUGGGUAUAUUGAAUGCGACUCCAAAUGUCCAAAGACGGAUGAUUGCCAUAUGAUUGUUGAAGAUGGAUGCUGCAAACGAUGUAAAGGCUGCAUUUAUAAAGGUGUAAGCCAUCCAAGUCAUACCGAAUGGUCGGAUAUUGGAGACCCUUGUAAAAUUCUGCGAUGUGAAGCAGGUGUCAUCACCGUCUCGAAUCUGCGAUGCCAUACACCAUGUGCCAAUCCUCUGCCACCACAGCCUGGGAAAUGUUGUCCUACUUGCCCAGAGUGUAAAAUCAACGGUCAAACUGCCUCUGACGAUCGAGACGUAGUAUCGGAUGAUCCAUGUUUGAAGUGUCGAUGCAGCAAAGGAAGGAUGACCUGCGCCAAAAAAUCCUGUCCCGUUCUUCAAUGUCGCCCAAGUAUGCAACAUCAUCCACCAGGUGAAUGCUGUCCAAGGUGCAAAGGUACACGAGCGUUGAUCGGUUCCCCUAACGUUUGCACCCUGCAAAACACUCUAAGUCGAGAGGGUCAAGAAAUAAAAAUAGACAAGUGCACUGAAUGCGUCUGCUUAAAUAACACAUCCAUCUGUAGCAGAGCCGCCUGUCCAAUUCUGGAAUGCUCAUCCGACUUGCAGAAAUCUUUACCCGGAAGUUGUUGCCCGAUAUGCACGAAACCGAUCAUUGAAGAAGUAACCAGCCAAUGCUAUUACGGUGGAAAUUAUUAUGAGGAUGGUAAAGUUUGGCCACUCGAGAAUCCGUGCAGUUCUUGCAAAUGCAAUCGGGGUCAAAUUAGCUGCGCGAAGACAAGGUGUAACACAACUUGUACUUCGGGAAUGAAAGAAAUUCACGUGCCUGGAGAAUGUUGCUCCAAAUGCGUGGAAGUGGAAGGAGUGUGUAUGGUUUUUGGCGAUCCGCAUUACAAAUCGUUCGACGGAAAAAUAUACACGUUCCAGGGCAUCGGCAAAUAUCAAUUGGUCAAAGAUUGUCACAAUGGUAGUUUUGCCAUCAAAGUUGCAAAUUACGUCACUAAGAGGUAUUUGUCUUCACCAAUUACUAGACGCGUUGCAGUGACGUUUGGUGAUCUCCGUUUGAAUUUACAACAAAAAGGCAGAGUAAAGUACAACGGGCAAAUAAUAAGCAUCCCGUAUAAGAAAGAAGGAAAAUUUCGUGUGAAAAAAAUUGGAAAUAAUAUCGACAUCACGUUGCAAAAUGGUGUAAAGUUACUGUGGAAUGGAUACAGCUUUCUGGAAGUGACAGUUCCCGCAAUUUUUCGAAAUAAAUUGUGCGGGUUGUGUGGAAAUUUCAAUUUAAAUGUCCAAGACGAUUUAAGAAUGAAGUCUGGAAAAGUGGUAACCGACAGGGAAAUUCUCAAUUUUGGUAGUUCUUGGUGUGUGGGCAAGAAAAAUGAAUGCGCCAAGAAAAACAAGUUACUGAACAACAACACUUGCGUCAAGAAUCGAUCGGAUAAUGUUGCCUGCAAAUUUCUUAUGAGUCGUCACUUCCUAGCGUGUGAGUCCAAAUUGAGUUACUUGAAGUAUUACAAAGCGUGCAAGAUGGAUAUGUGUCACUGUCCUAGUGGCAGGUGUUACUGCGAGAGCCUUACGGCUUAUGCCAGGGAAUGCGAAAGAUUUGAUGUUCGCCUGGGAAAUUGGCAAGAAUUUAGUGGGUGCGAUUUCGGCCUAUUACGACGUUCAAGCAAACAUCACCGAAAGUUUCAAAAAUCAGAUCCAGAAGACAACCUUUUGGAGUAUAAUCCAACGAAUAAUACUCGAAAACAGCACAAUCACAAAGUGCAAAAUCAUCGUCUACCAGCAGAUCUUCUAAGAUAUAAGCCAGAACACAUCAGUCGAAGUAAAUCAAUUGCGAAAAGUCGCAGUCCGAUACCUUUGCAGUAAAUCAAAACAAACUAAGAAUUAUUAUAGACGGCUAGUCAUUUUCAGUAUUUUUCUACGUCGCCUGCCUACUUAAAGCGCGCGUAAUGUAUAUAAUGUCAUUUAUGGAGGAAGUAUUAUUAUUGUUUUAAAUUGCGUAAAAAUGUUUUGUGUGAAAGGGUAGUAAUAUUGAAAAUACGGCAUACCUAACUAAAAUUGCAAUGGUCCAUAAUUAUAUUGAAUUGAUUAUAGUUAAAAAGCGAAUUUUAAUAGCAAAUGAACGCUUCAAAUGACUGGGAAACUUUUGCUAAUUGAAAGUUUCGUGUUGUAAAUGAAAUAAUGAAACAAUCAAAUAAGAAGUUGUCUAUAAUUAAAAACUUUCAUAAUAGGUAUAUGCCCUUACUCGAAGAAGUAAUAAUUACUACUUGCAAAAAACAAUGUAUAGCUUGACCCUGGUAUCCAUAUAUCAAUUAAAUUAUAAGGUAGCGCAAUACUGUGGCGAAGUCUCCCUUCUUUCUCACAAUUGAAAAAAUGGUUCAAAGUGCUGUAUAAUUUCACAUAAUCAUGACGUUGUUAAUAGAGUACAAUAUUUAUGAUUUUUCCCUAAAAUGUUUAUGUGACUCUGUAAUUGUUUUUGUAUUUUCAUGCAAAGGAGCUUACUUAAUGGAAAAUUUUUUGUUCACUAGCGACAUUCAUUAAAAUUCAGACAAAAAAUUGAACAAAAUGACGCUUUUUCGGACAAAUGCAGAAAAGUCAUAAAAUCAUAUUGUUUGCCUUUUCUUACUCCUCCGGUUGAUACUAUACUAAUAAUACCUAUCUUCCGCAACCUCCCAUAUUGUCCAACGUGCAACCUUUAUAAUAUAAAAAAUAGACUUCAACAUAGUCAAAUAUUAUUUUAUGUUUUCUCACGUAUGAGGAUCCAAAAGUUUUUGCCAAUUUGCUAACUUACAACUACUUUUUAUGUUAUUGGAGGCAGUGAAUCUAAAAAUGUAAUAAAGUACAUGGUACACUAUUUUUAUUUAUGUAUUUAUUUUUCUUAAUGUAUAUAUACUUGUUGGAAGCGGCAGUAUUCAAAAUAUUUCAGUUCUGCAAACGUCAAACCUACUAUGAUAUGGUAGAGAAAUACCACUAAAAUGAUAGAGGUGCAGUAAAUAAACACGAUACACUAGUUAACCACAGUCAAUAAGUUUAGAGUUUUCGAGAUCAUUGAGAAAUCUGUUGUCUGAGAUAAUUAAUCAGGAGUAUCAUUUAACUCUGGGUAAAAAAUUUGGUUAUCCUAAAGUUAAUUUUCAUAUCAUUUGAUGCUAUCCUACAAAUCGAAAGUUAUAGAUCAUAAUAAUCAAAAAUAUAUACUGCGUUCAUUUCACAAAAUAUAUUUAUUAUUAUUUUUGAUCACCACUUUUGUUGGACCACCUUAAAAUAUUGAAAGUACUUGAAGUUAUUCAUAUAUUGAAACAUUUUUUCUAAAUAAUUUGCCACACUAUUGUGCUACCCUGUAUGUGUGUGUUUAGGUUUAUGGCACGCCAGAUGAAAUUUAAUAAAAAACAUUAAAUUUAAAUUUAUCUUCUGAGAAAAUUUCCCCUUCUUUUGACGUACAAAUUAAAUUGCAUAAAUAAAUUACAAAGACAAAUUAGAUGUCUUUAUAGAAUCGUGCUGUAAAUAAAUAACCCUUUGUAUAUUUAAUUAAGUUGUAAUUUAUCUAUAUUGUUAAUUGAAUCCAAAGUGAAUGACACUCUUGAAUUAAGUAUUGUUUGAAGACAAAACUUUUCCAUAGCGUUUUUUUUUUACCAAAGACAUGUCACUUGCACUUAAUGUUUUCUAAUUUCCAAAUUGUUUAACUUUUAAACAAUUGUUUUGUAUAUACGUUUUAGUAUGUCCAUGUUAGAUUUAUUGGUUAAGACGAUCUCUGUAAUAGUUUAUUAAUUAACCUAUUUAAAUUUAUAAAACACACGUAGUUGUUCCUAAAUAUCCGUACAAGCUUGUAGGGAGUUGUAUCUCAGAAACGUUGUCAAAACUCAGUCAAGUCAUUUGCUCAUGUAUGUUUUUUUCACAAUAAAUAAGAACUAAAAGUUCAGAUUUUCACGAAAUUAUAUAUUUUGACAUGACAAUUGUUUCGACAACACCGUGUCUUUAUCAAAUCAUCACUUUUGAUAAAGACACGGUGUUGUCGAAACAAUUGUCAUGUCAAAAUAUAUAAUUUCGUGAAAAUCUGAACUUUUAGAUCCUAUUUAUUUUGAUAAAUGGAUUUUCAUCAAGUAAAAGCCUCCUCAGUUCAAUUCUAUUUUUGUUACUAUUGCAAAUGUUUUUUACUUAUUUUUCCUAAUAAUGCUAGGUGUAUAUAUUUUUUACUACAAAUCGUGAUAAAUUGAAAUUAAUUUUUAUUGAAGAAUAACUUAUUUUGACUGCGUUUCUGUGAAAAAUGAAUGUAAAAAUUUAAGAGAAAUAAAUUUGAUAUCGUGAUAUUCUAGGAAAUAUUUAUAGAAUUUCACCACAAAAUUGAGAACAGUUCCAUGUUUCUAUUUUGUUGUUUAUUCGCGUAGCUAUUAAGAUUUAAAUUGGUUAGCCUCGAAUUUUGUGAAUUUUCUAUCUAAUACGUUAUCUAGGUAACUUAUCAAAUAAUCAGUUUACGUCCAUAGCUUAGUUUUAUUUGUAAAAUUUUGUAUUUAUAUAUGUACAAUUCCUAAAUUAUUAAAGGUUAUGUGUAGGAUUAACAUUUUUUAAAUAACUACUUGAUGUUAGUAUUUUCACAUCUUAUUGAAAAGCACAUUAAUUAGAAAAAUACUUUUUGCAUUUUUUUAUAAAUUCCGUAGAACUUUGUGCCUAAUAAAUAUAUUAACGAUUUCAGGCUUUAUUUUAUAAGUUUGCAGAGUGAUUGCAGAAUUUAUUAUGACCGGAAAAAUAUUCAAUAAUUUAUUACAAUAAGUAAAUCUUUUGCUCUAUAAUGGAUAAUUUCUGUCCUUUAGACUUUUUUAAUAAUAUAUAAAAACAUCUGUAGAAUAAUAACUAACGUUCAAUUUUCUAUAUAUUCCAAGUGAUAAUAUUGGGGCUGUGUUUUUAUAAAUUUUAAGUCGUGCAAUAGCCAGUUUUGUCAAACUGCGUCUUUUGGUCGCACAAAAUUAAGUCUUAGGAGCAAAAAACUAUUAAAACAACCAUAAUUAAAAAAAAAAAAGAAAACUGCAUAAAUUGAUAUUGGAGAAGAAAACUCUAAUAAACCAAAUAAAAAUAAAAAAGAUAUGCAUAUUAAACUAUUAAAGAAACUAUCUAAAAACAGAUAUGUUGUUUAAGAACUAGGUUCCAUAUUACCGAAAUAAGAUGAGAAGAGCACACAAUAACAAAAAAAACGAACCAAAACUAACAAAAUAAAAUCGACUAUUCGAAUUUUAUAUAGAUUUUUCUUAAAACGGGAUUAUUGGCUAACUAAAAAAACAUUUGGCAGUAUUACCAACCUAAAUCUGAAGAAUCAAAUACAAACAAUCAAUGGGGUGAUGUUCUGAUAAGUAAAUUAACGAGCCAACUGUCCCAUUCGGGAAUACGGGGCAUUAUUAACAGAUCAAUGUCAUUUAUAAAAGAAUAACAGGCAUCCUUGAUUGUGAUUAUUGAUAUUAAUCAAAAUAAAAUUAACAAUGAGCAACCAGAUAACAAUUUACAACAAACUCUAUUAGAGAAUUUCACUAACCUUACGAAAAAAUGUGCUUAUAAAUAUUAUUAAAUUGCGAAAAUAAGAAAAGAACCAGUAGAUCCUAAUUGAGCCAAAGAAACUCUUAGCAAUCUGUAGAAAUGUGACAAUGUAGCGGAAAUGAAUAAACACUGCUAAAUUUAAGUCCAAAAUAUGAUUUUAAUAUCGCCCUAAGAUCGAAAUUAUAUCAGGAAACUCUUAUUGUCGUUGACAUCGUUUUUAUUGUUACUUAGGCGCCAUAAAAGGCGACCUAAACCAAAUUAAAAUUGAUACAGUGAAUUUAGAUGAAGUUUGAAAAGUCUACCAAGACCAGUAGAAAGAAAGAAAGGCGAAGGCGUCUGCUAUGGCACUAGUCCGACUGAUGCCCAAUAAGAACGGACCUACUCCAUAAUGCUUAAUGGAGCACCAGUUUGGGAGUCAAAAAAAAAGGACCGCAAAUAUAGAUACUUGCUGGUACCGAUCCAAUGAAAGCUAUGUUUUUCAAACCGUGUCAACUAAGGAAGCUCUAGUCCUUGCCAGUCUGGUAUCUGCAGACCUGUGGGGCCAGGAAAGAACUAACAUUUACAAUAAUAUGAAACGCCGAUACCAGGAAAGAAGUACGAUUAAGUACGCUUGUACCAUCUUACGCAGUUCUUUACUGGGCAUUGAUGCUUCUGGGCCUACUUCUUCAGAUUCAAACUAAGCCCCAUGUCAUAAUGUGAGUGCUGUUGAACCGAAUAAGCGGUAUGGCAAAUAGAAUCAUCACCAAAAAAGAAUUAGAAGAAAAUGUAUAAAUUAAAAGAAACCCGUAGCUAAAUAUACAAGACUGGACUGCGCAAUGCUGAAAUACCGCUGGAAGGUUCCGUCACAUUUAACAAAGAGUAAAUAAAUGUAUUUCUUAGUCGGUUUAUAAAAUAUAUGUUACCAAUUGAUAUAAGAAGCAAAAAAUCUUCAGAAAAUUUUAAAAAAAUUGUAAAAUAAACAAAGAAAAAACACACAAAAUACAUUUUUGCUAAUUAAAUGUUCACAUCUUAUAUAAGUAAUUUGGUAUAAAUUUGUCAAGCAAGUAUACAAAUCAAAGACUCAUUCUUAUCUACUUGUAAAUGAUGAAUUUUAGUUAGUUUGCUUAGGUAUAUUUUCGAAGUAUAAGCAUUGUCCUGUGCUCUGGUGGAACUGCUAAACAUUUGUCUUGUGAAAAUUUUAAACAAUAAUGCUUAAAUUACAGAGUCCUUAUUAUUGUUAAAAGUAACUAUAAAUUUUAAAUUAUACAACAUUUUGUGAACUUGCAUUUUACUCGCAUAUCUGCAGAUACAGAUUUGCAGAUAUUGGAACUCGUCUAUGUUAUAUACUAUUUUAAUUGAGAUUGUACAGCCGUUUAACCAACCAAUGACUGGUUAUUUUACACUAUUUGUAUAAAAAGUAAACAACAUAAAUGGUAUUUAAAAAAAAUAUGUUCGUAUGAUCACAUUUAUUUACCACAAAUACAUGGAUUUAGGGUAAAAAUAAUUUAAAGUCUAUCUUACACAUAUAAUUUUAAAGUUAAAAAAUUAUUGCGUUUCUUUGUUUCAAUCUUUUUACUAUAAUAUAAUCAAUUGUGGGGGAACUCGUAUAAAAAUUUCUCUUCGCUAGCUUUAUAAAUUAAAAAAAAAAACUUAAAAUUGCCCACUUAAAGUGCACACAAUUUAACAGUGUCAGUAUAUGUAUUAUGAAACAUUUAAAAAAGAACACAAGAAACGAAUAAUGAAUAAAGCAUUUUUUAAGUUAUUACCCAAUAGUCGAAGAAAAAUGUGUUCUUGUUAAUAAUAUCAAGUAAAUAUUUUUUUACAUUAACAGUCUUCAUUUUUCUUUUGUACACAUUGAUGUAUCUCGAUCUAUAUGUAUCUCAGUCCUAAUUCCUAUUAAGCAUUCAUGUUGUACUAAUGCUUAGAAUUUUUACAAUUGCAUCUAAGUGAGUAGAAGAUAUACAAGGAAUCACUGACAGACAGAUAUUUUGAUUAUUCCAAUAGGGUAUCUAAAAUUUAUACUAGGUUAAAUUAACAAAUGAAGGUAAUUUUGUCAUCUAAACCGUUGUUUGCAUAAAAUUUUAGAGCACCAACUAAAAUAUAGACUACCGAUUUUUAACCAGAGUUGCUGAAUAAAAAACCUUAGUAAAGGAGGUAAAGAACUAGAAAUAAUGUCUAUUUUGCGGUGCAUGAAGAGAAUUGCAUAGGUAAUGCUGCCGAAGUCAUCGUAAAAUGCUACAUUAAAAAUUAUAAUUAGAUUUUAGUUAGUGCUCGAGCUUUUACUUAGCCUGUUUUCUGUUGAUUAGUACAGAUAUUUUUCAGUUAUAACGAAAAUGAAAUGGCACAUUUUUAGAUAAUACAUCAACUUUUCAAUUGUAAAAUGACAAUGAUCACGAAAAAUAGAAUCAAUAUAUAAAUAAUUUACUUGCUACAACACACAUUAGCACGAUAAUAGAACGAUAGAGAAAGAGUCUAGAGAAGGGAAUUACAAGAAAUCUUUUUUUUUUCUCAUCAUGUAAUCUUCAAAUUUCGUUUAAAAUAGACAUUCACACAUACUUUGUCGUUGGUAUUAUCGGUGACACAAGAAUGUUCGAUAGUUGUAGAACGGUUUCGUGUAGCGAUUUCAUAUUAUUAGUCGAUGGAUUCUUAGUUUGGGUGUAAAUGACUGAAUUAUUUUGAAUCAUAAUCAUUCAGGCGAGCCGCAUAGUCGCCGUUUCCCCUCAAAACAGCAAUAUAGAAAUUGAGUGCAAUCCAAGAGUUACAGUCCUUUCCUCUGAUAUCGGAAAAGGGUUGAAAAUUUUAAACUUUUAACUAUAUUAAAGACGAAAAUAUUCAAAUCGUUAUCAUGAACUUUUUAAUAGUUAUAAUAAAGUGUCCUACUUUCUUGUGUCACUCGGUAUAUUAGGUUGUUGCUGCCUAUCAUAUUUGUACAGUGCGAAUCAAUAUUCUGACAAAGUACUAUAUCUCUCCUCUUUAAAAAUUGCUUCACACAAACAAAUAUUUCAAUUUCUACAGGACUUCAUACAACCGUAGCUAUAUUUUUUUAUAUUAUGAUCCAUAUCUUACAAUUUUCAGCCUUUAUAAUUUAAAAAUAGACCUUAAGAAAGAUGUAUUAGGUAUUAAGAGGUAAUUAAAUUCUUAGGCAUGUGUUUCUUAAAAGUCUUGCCAAUAAAGUUGAACUAAUGUUUUUGUCAUUUUGUAAUUAAUUAUAUAAAUUUUGGUAAGAUUCCUUAGCAAUUUUAACUUAAAUAAUCGAUUUAUUUCGAUUUUUACAAAAUGUUGUUCCUUAAAGCGAAACUUUAUUUGUUAAACGCACAAAUCGUUUAAAAAACGAAUUUAUAUUACGUAUUUUCGUAUGACUUACAACAACACCAAUUUCGGCCAGUAGGUACUCUGGUCACACAUAUACUGGCACUGUCGGUAAUGAAUAUAACUCUUAAAAACAAAUAUAACAAAAAAAAUUAAACCAAUAGAGCAGACCUUAAUGCAAGUGAGAAAUUUGAGCACUGGAUAAGAUUCUACUAAAGCUUCUGUAUAAU